CAACUGUAUACGGAAGUGCUCAGGCAACCGAAACAAAAAUACUGACCUGAAGUUAAUGGCAUGCCAAUGAAACACCUCCUAUUUCAAGCGAUAACACAAUGGAAAAUUCAACCGUGUCUGAGAAAGAUGGAGGUUUCCUGUCCAGAAUGGCCCUUAAUGACAACAAGGCUGGGAUGGAGGGUCUUGACAGGGACAGAAUCAACAAGAUCAUCAUGGAGUCAUCAAAGGGCUCCAGGUUUUAUGAGAACGAGAUGAAGCGAGAGCAGCAGGUGAACCAGCGAAUCGAGAAAAUGAUGGUGCAAAAAGCACAAAUUACAGAGCACCAGUUAAAGAAAGCACAUCAUAUGGUAGAACGGAUGGUAGCCGAACUUGACAAAACGCGUGAUCUAAGUCGUGUUAUUGUGCAUGUGGACAUGGAUGCUUUUUACGCUGCAGUGGAAAUGAGAGACUGUCCUGAGUUGAAAGAUAAGCCGAUGGCUGUGGGAGCAAUGAGCAUGCUGUCAACAUCCAACUACCAUGCCAGAAAAUUUGGCGUCCGAGCUGCCAUGCCAGGCUUCAUUGCAAAGAAACUUUGCCCUGAACUAGUUAUUGUGCCGACCAACUUCGAUAAAUACCGGGCUGUGAGCCACGAGAUUCGGGAAAUAUUUGCAGACUAUGACCCCCACUUUCAGCCAAUGAGUCUGGAUGAGGCCUACCUGGACUUUACAGAUCAUUUGGAGCAGAGGAGGAACUUGCCUGAGUCAUCUCGAACUCAUCACUUCAAUUCCAGCUCCCUUGCUAAAGGCGAUGAGCCAGCUGACGUCCCCCAGAAGUCUUCACCAAAGGCUGAGUGUAUCUCUCCUGUUCUUUUUGAUGACAGCCCAAAUGACGGUCCAUUAUUACAAGGCUCGGAAGAGACCGGUCCUGCUGUCAGCACUGUGGAAGUUUUCGGCACAUCUGUGGAGGAGGCUGUUCGAGAAAUGCGUUUCCGCAUUGAGCAGAAGACCCAGCUGACAGCAAGUGCAGGCAUUGCUCCGAACAUGAUGCUGGCUAAGGUGUGCAGUGACAAGAACAAGCCCAACGGCCAAUACAGGCUUGCACCUAGCCGAGAGGCAGUCAUGGACUUCAUCCAGAACCUUCCAGUUCGCAAAGUGUCUGGCAUCGGGAAGGUGUGCGAGAAGAUGCUGAAUGCGUUGGACAUCAGCAGCUGUUCUCAUCUUGGCCAGCAGAUGGCCAUGUUGUCUCUGUUAUUCUCGGAGACAAUGUGGCAUCAUUUCUUGCGCAUCUCCCUGGGUUUGGGAUCCACGCACAUCGCGAGGCACGAGGAGAGGAAAAGCAUGAGCACCGAGAGAACAUUUAGAGAACUGAGCUGCACAGACGAGCAGGUGACUUUAUGCAGGGAGAUCUGUCAGGACUUGGCAGAUGACAUGAAGAAGGAAGAGCUGAAGGGUAAAACGGUAACGCUGAAGCUGAAGAAUGUGAACUUCGAGGUGAGGUCCCGAGCAGUGACGCUGACCUACGCUGUAUCCACUGCGGAUGAGAUCUUUGCUGUUGCCAAGGAUUUACUGAAGACUGAGAUCGAAAAUGAGAAGCCACAGCUGCUCAGACUCAGACUCAUGGGUGUUCGCAUCUCAACCUUUGUAAGUGGAGAUGAUAAGAAGGCUCAGCAGAAGAGCAUCAUUGGCUUCCUCCAGUCUGGCAAGCCAAGCUCAGCAGGCACAUCCAAGGACGUGCAGCAGAAAUCAGAGGAGGAACAGGCAGUCAAUCCCUCCACUCAGACACUGCAGACUAAGGAAGAGAUUCCCAGGUGGACCAGAAAGAAGUCUUUUGAUGGAGCUAGUGAUGAGACAAGACAGUCUUUCUUCCAAAAGGCCCAAGCCAAGAGACUUCAGCUUCAAACAGCAAAUGGAAGCAGCCAAGAGGACCAUGAUGAGAGAGAUGCUGCAGCAGCCGUUCUCACUCUUGAAAGUGAGGAGUCAGAGAAGGACGGCACAAGUCUUGUUCGGUGUAGGAGUCCUCCCCCUCCCGAGCCUCAAGCGUCCACUUCAGGCUUGGGCGCUUCCACGGCCAGCAGCUACACCUGCCCUGUGUGUUUCAGCCAGGUGAAGACCUCCAACCUCAGUGCCUUCAACGCACACAUCGACCGAUGUCUGAGUAACAAGAGCUGUGAGCCCGUUCCAUACAUGAUCUCAGACUCUGAGUCUGAAGCUGACUUCCAGGACGGGCAGCUAAAAUGUGACCAGAUGGACAAGUGCAGGCCAAAGGAGGUUCAGAAGCAGCCAGAGGAGACCUCAGACCAGAAUGUAGCGCCGCUAAUGAAUGAUGACAGUGGAGCACUGACCUUGCAGAAGCCUCAGUCACAUCAUGGAGGACGGCCAGCGCUGAUAUGUCCGGUGUGUCAGCUGACCCAGAACACAGAUGACCUCACAGUCUUCAACAGCCAUGUUGACCUCUGUCUGAACCAGCAAGUGCUCCAUGAGCUGCAGACGCCAGCCACUGUGAGACCAGUCUCUAACCCCAGAGCUGCAGACAAAGCCCUUCCUGCGGCGAGGCAGGCAAGCAAAGGCAAAACUAAAAGACGGGACAUUUCUUCCUCUGCUCCUGCAAAAAAGGCCAAAGUUGUGGCUUCUAGCAACACAAUUGACAAGUUCUUCAGGUGACAAGUCUGAGCUUCUCCAUUCUUAGAAUGUGACUUUGCACAAUCAUGGACCCAAAGCCAUGUUUAUUCAUUAGCUAUCGAAUUAAUGAUGUAAAUUUAUCUGUGGAUCAGGUAUUUAAUGAAGGUUUUCUAUCACAUGAAUUUGUCUGCUGCUGUGUCCAUAUUUUCUGGACUGAAAUAUUUAUAAUGGUAGUUGAAUGAGUAGGACUUUAUUUAUGUUUCUAUGGAUUUUAAUAGUGAAAUUGACAAUAAACAAAUCUUGGGCUUGAAUUGUUAUUUCCUGUCACAUGCGACUGUGUGGUUUGGUGGGGGGGGAUUUUCCAUCUACUGCAGAAAAAGUGAAUAAAUAUGAGAUCUGGAAAACAGCAUGUGAAGUUAGCUGGUCAUAUUAUUGAUUGUACUUUUAAUUGUACUAUUUGGAAGCGUUGUGCGUAGUGCAUGUUGAAAUAUAUCUUCAUUUAAUGUUUAUUUAUUAAUGUUAAGUAGAUGAAAUCGUUUUAAAAAAUGUAAAAAAUGGACGGUAGGUUACUUCUCUUUGUGCAUGACAAGCGGUGAGGAAUGUUUCCUCGUUCACUAAACCUCACUAAACAUGUAAUUUUAAUGAGACUGGAAACACUGACAUGACCUGCGUUCAGGUUCUUACGUGGUAUUGGAUCAUUUGUUAUAGUUAUUCAGAAGGCAUUGUUCGAUUGGUCUGAUAGUUACAACUAUGCAAGUCCUAUUCUGUGCCAUUCAAGCAGGUUUGUCUUCCUCCUGUUUAGAGUUUCUUUUCAUUCUUCUUCUCCACCUCUUCCUUCAUCUUCUUCCUGUCAUCUGCCUUAUCUCCAUAUCUUUUUCUCCAAACUGCUACACGUGCACUGUCCCUCUGAUAUAUUCAUUUCUGAUUCUGCUCUCCUCUUCACUCUCACCAUUCCACCCUGCCUGCACUCUUCACCUCUUUUAAUCUCUGUCAUUACUCUAUAAUCGGUGAUUCUUAACCAUAGGGCCGGGGCCCAUGGUUGGGCCGCGAGCGCCCCCUAGAGGGCCACAAAAAGUUUUUUUUGUUU
Molecule: messenger RNA, 3684 nt
Organism: Synchiropus splendidus (mandarinfish)
Lineage: Eukaryota; Metazoa; Chordata; Actinopteri; Syngnathiformes; Callionymidae
Gene: polk
Product: polymerase (DNA directed) kappa
Exons: 15
Coding region: 99-2639 (846 amino acids)
Biological process (GO): error-prone translesion synthesis
Cellular component (GO): nucleus
Molecular function (GO): damaged DNA binding; DNA-directed DNA polymerase activity
Source: RefSeq, a predicted model, not a curated record